AUGUCGUUCUUCAACUCGUUAGGCCGAUCCAUGGGCCGGUCAUCGCGCCCCAAAAAGUCGCCCACCCAUCCCAACAUGCCCACCUUUGAUCCCUCCUCGCUCUCCAAUCCCGGCUAUCCGCGCUCGCCCACGUCGCCCUCGUCGGCAUCCGCGCUCGCACUCGGCGGCAGCACCAAGCCGCUCUACCUGUGCCAGCCGUUCGUGGGCGCAUCGCUCGUCAAGGGCUCGCUCAAGACCAUCUCGUCGGUGCCCAAGUACGUCGAUCCCAAGGAGUGGGUGGCGGUCAACCUGUUCGACUUUUUCAACAACCUCAACCAGUUCUACGGCGUGCUCACCGAGUUCUGCACCGUCGCCAACAACCCCACCAUGUCCGCAGGCGUCGGUCUCGACUACACCUGGAUCGACCAGAACCGCAAGCAGGUCAAACUGCCCGCUCCACAGUACAUCGACUACGUCAUGACCUGGGUCGGAGGCCUGCUGUCGGACGAAGCCACCUUCCCGACCAAGGCGUCGCGCGAUUUUCCGCCCACCUUCCUCACCACGUGCAAGCACAUCUACAAGCAGCUCCUCCGCGUCUUUGCGCACAUCUACCACGCACAGUUCCACCACCUCGUCCACCUCUGCUGCGAGGGCCACUUCAACUCGCUCUUUGCCCACUUUAUCGCCUUUGGCUCCGAAAAUCGCCUCUUCGACUACAGGGACUUCAAGUGGUCCGGCGCAUCGCCUCCACCAUCCAACUCGGCCCAUCCACAACACUCGCCACCAGCCGUAGGCUACCCAGGCGUAUGCGACCUCGUCGAACGCUGGGUAGACAUGGCCAUCCUCGGCCCAGAAUGCAUCGGCCAAAGAUAG
This is a messenger RNA of Moesziomyces antarcticus, 852 nucleotides long. RefSeq names its product maintenance of ploidy protein mob2. Lineage: Eukaryota; Fungi; Basidiomycota; Ustilaginomycetes; Ustilaginales; Ustilaginaceae. The record is from RefSeq and is a predicted model, not a curated record. Gene Ontology annotation, biological process: positive regulation of protein phosphorylation; cell division; signal transduction. The transcript has a single exon. Gene Ontology annotation, molecular function: protein kinase activator activity. Bases 1 to 852 code for a protein of 283 amino acids. Gene Ontology annotation, cellular component: cytoplasm; nucleus.